Molecule: messenger RNA, 6206 nt
Organism: Leucoraja erinaceus (little skate)
Lineage: Eukaryota; Metazoa; Chordata; Chondrichthyes; Rajiformes; Rajidae
Product: cell surface glycoprotein MUC18-like
Exons: 15
Coding region: 66-1901 (611 amino acids)
Biological process (GO): angiogenesis
Cellular component (GO): plasma membrane
Source: RefSeq, a predicted model, not a curated record
ACUUCACUCUAACGCCGCUGCCUCUCUCGGCUCCUCAUUCUCCAGUGCAGGCUCUGGGUGGAAACAUGUCUUCGGCGGUGAGAGCAGGGCGGGCAGCGGCGAGCGGCAGCGUGUGCCUAUCCCCAGCAUUGGUGACACUAGUCCUCACAAUCCCAGGAAUAAUCGCCACUGUUCAAGUGUCUACACGACCUGUGCUGGAGGCAGAGAUCAAGAAAGCCAUCAGCAUUCCUUGUGUCCCGACAAUUUCCACCCCAAACACAACGAAAUACAUCCAGUGGUUUGUUAUGGAGAAGAACGUUCGCCAGCGGAUCUACUUUCAGGACAUGGAGAACAGUACUGUUGAUGCUGGCACCGACUACACGAGUCGAAUCAGCGUGGAUAAGACGUAUACGUUGACCAUCGACCCCGUCAUGCUCAGGGACGAGCGGACCUUCCACUGCCAGGUUGGUGCUGGCCCCGUGGGCAGUGGUGAGGCUGAAACCCUGCUCAAAGUUUACGCUGCUCCGGACAUGCCUGUGAUCGAGAAAAAGGCAGGGACCAUCUCGCUGUUGGAGACAGAAGCAAAGGAGAUUGCAAGUUGUGUCACCAGGAACGGCUACCCUGCCCCCAGUGUCACCUGGUAUAAAGACCGCACCCCACUUCACGCUGACCCUCAGCUGCGCAACAGGACUUCUGUGAGAUUGCAGGCCAUUGAGGAAGCCAAUGGCCUUUAUACCAUGAAGAGCGUGCUGUCGUACAUACCCGUGAAACGGGACAAAGAUGCCUUGUUUUACUGUGAGGUGAGCUACAGGAUGCCCGUAGGAAUAGACAUGAUGAAGGAGUCUGCAAAGAUCAACAUCUCCAUAAGCUAUCCACCAGAGAACGCAGAAUUUCUGAUUGACCCCAAGGUGUUGAAGGAGAUGGACAACAUGACCAUGGAGUGCCGGUCCGAUGGGACUUCCAGCGUUGAUUACACCUUCUUCAAAAUCCUGGAUGGUGAAAUGGUGCAUAUCGAGAGCACAGGUAACAAGGUGGUGAUGACAGCACUCAGUCGAAAGGACAGCGGACUUUACGGCUGUAAAGUCCUGGACCUGGAAACGUACGACGAAUUUGUUAGCAACAAGACGAUAAUGGUCCACUAUCUGGAUCCCAUCGUGUUAACCCCAAAAGGUCCCUACGUUUUCACAGAGGGUGAUAAAAACGUGCGCAUCUCUUGUGAGGCGGGAGCAUCACAACGGCCAACUGUGCGCUGGACAAAAGGCAAGAAGACAGUGGUCAGCACUGGAAAAUGGCUCAAACUGCACAUGGUUGAGUUAGAGCAUGCUGGAAACUACAGCUGUAAUGUUACCGUGCCUUCCAGCCUGAGCCGGCAGAAGACGAUCAGUAUUGUGGUCAAAGGACCGCCACACGUCAACUGUACCGCAGAGAAAUUCCAGAAGAAUGGACCCUAUGUGAACCUGACAUGCGUGUUCCGUGGUGACCCGAUACCGGUAGUCAUGUGUAAUGCACACAAGGAACCGACGUUAACGUAUCAUCUCCAAAAGAAUUACGUUGUGAGUGAGCUGAUUCUGCCCCUCCCCACGGGGGAGCUGCAACUGACCUGCAACGGCACCAACAAGCACGGCAACGAUGACUAUCUCUUCAUUGUGCAAGGAGAUGUGGCCCAAGCAAAAAGCAGUGGCGGAGUGGUGAUAGUGGUCAUCAUUGUGUGUAUUCUACUGCUCGCCAUCUUGGGGGCCAUCCUGUAUUUCCUCUACAAGAAAGGAAAGAUUCCCUGUGGUCGUUCUGGCAAACAAAGCAUCACACAAGCUGAAGUCCAUGAUAACAUUGUAGUGGAAGUGAAGAACGACCAGAAGGUUCCUGAGGAGACGGUGCUUCUGCAGGGAGUCAAUGGAGACAAGAAGCUGCCCAGCCAUCAGUGAUGGGAGAGGAAGGAAGAUGCGGACCUUCAGAGUGAAGAGGUGUCACCAGAGCUCCCACCCUGUGCCUGACUCCACAGGAAUGACUGUGACAUGAAAUCUUCUUGCCUUUGACAAAUGCUGCAUAUGCUCCUACACUGAAGCAACUCCAACCCAUUCCUUGGGAUCUUCCUUCACUGGAAACCACCAAACACCUUACUGAGAGGAACGCAUGGCCUAUCAAUCUCCACCAUCAAACAGCGUCCGGAUGUUUCCUUCAAUGUCCAUCAAUGGAAUCCAAUCUUGCUUGCAGACUCCUACACACCACUGCUACAUCACAGCAGCAGAUACAGAGACAAGAAUUCCUCAUCACAACAGGUCUCCUCAAAGAGAAAUCUCCAAACAAUGUCUUCACCAUGAAUUAGGCUGAAAUAUUAUACAAUGUUAUCGUUAACUUAGAGACUGUUACAAGAGAUGAUGUCAAUGGAUUUUUAUUGUAUUUCCUUUUUUUAAAUCAACAUGUCCAUUUUAACUCAAGUGUUUUAAACAAUUCCGAGCAGAUUACUGCCAAUCUAAGUUGCAUUGAUUUUAGUUGGUGACACAGAACAAGAAGGACAGAUUUAUUGAUUGGAGAGAAGUUUUAGUUGACUAAUUAGUUCCACGUUGCUUUGUAGAAUAAACCUUUCACUUUACAUCAGUGGUCCUCUUGCAUAUUUGCUGAGGGCAGGUUCAGUUUCUUGGGAUUAGACUAUCAACCAGACUCUGGUGUGAGGUUUACUGCCCACAAACUGCAAAUUAAACUCACCAUAGUUGGUGAUUCUUCAUCCCACGUCAGUCUGAAGUCUCAACCCCGAAACGUCACCCAUUCCUUCUCUCCAGAGAUGCUGCCUGUCCCGCUGAGUUACUCCAGCAUGUUGCGUUUAUCUUCGAUUUAAACCAGCAUCUGCAGUUCUUUCCUACACAUUGUGGUUGGUGAUUCUUCCCCAAUCAGGCUUUUCCUCCAAAUUGAAAUUCUUCAUAUUAGGAUCAGAUAUUUCUCUCAGGUGCAAAAAAUGAAAUGAGAAUGAUCUCAUCACCUUCUUUGUUCAUUCACAAACACGUCAUCAGCUGCUGUCCUCACCAGCGUAGGCAGCGCCUUGCUUCUGAUGAGUGGCUGUUCUUGCAAGUCCGUGCAUUGAAAGGUCUGUGUUUCCACACAUCCUGGGUCUAUAAUCCAUUGCCUCUUCACACACUGUCCUCAAUCAUAAGCAGUUUUAUUAAUGGAACCAUUUUAAUUUUUAUCGUGAACUUUUACUCUUGGAUAGGAAUCUGAAUUUUAUUUUUGUAUAUGUUACCGUAAGAUCGAUGGGCAAGAAUGCAGCUUUCUGAUAAGACAGUGCAAGAAUUACUGCAAAGUGUAUGUCUGCUGUACAUGUCUGCAGAAACCAUGGAGUCGAACGUUAGGUUCUCACUGUUAACGACUUAGAAACAUAGACAAUAGGUGCAGGAGUAGGCCAUUCGGCCCUUCGAGCCAGCACCGCCAUUCAAUAUGAUCAUCUAAAAUCAGUACCCCAUUCCUGCUUUUUCCCCAUAUCCCUUGAUUCCGUUAUCCCGAAGAGCGAUAUCUAACUCUCUCUUGAAAACAUCCAGUGAAUUGGUCUCCACUGCCUUCUGCGGCUGAGAAUCCCACAGGUUCACAACUUGCAGGAUACAUUCCAGGAUCAGGUCGUUCGGUCGAGAACACAGAAGAAGUUUCGGCCCAUGUGCUCGGAGGGCCCACAUUUUGUGUGCGUUGUGAUCCUGGCUUAGCUUGUUGUAUAAUAGAAUAAUUAGAGUAAACUUUGCCGAUUCCACUUGUUGCAUUUCGCAGGCCAGGUCUGCGUUAGUCAGUGACACUGAAUGUAGUAACUCGGACAAUAGAUGAGUGGGUGUAAUAUUGUGCACACAAUCCAUCUUCGGGGUCCCAUUGAUGAAUGAGGCUAUGUUACGUGUGUGCAGCUAAUUCUAAUCUCACUCUGAGUGGCCCUAAGAGGAAAUAAACAUUAUCAGCGGUGCAGCACACCAAGUUUAAUAGCCAACCAUCCAUACAUAGUUCAUUGUUGGGACUGUUGUAUUUAGUGAGGAUAGAAUGUCAGGGCAUGUGUGCUUUUGUGUGUGAGAGGAGAGAAGAAUCAGAGGGUUUGGUCGAAAUUUUUUUUUGAAAACUGAAUAUUUCUCAACUCUUCAGCCAUUGGCUUAAGCAGCUGGCAAUGCGGGAUUUAUGGAACACGAGUGAUCAGAUGAUUCUAGUUGGGUGGUGGGGUGGCGCAGCGGCAGAGUUGCUGUAUUUCAGCACCAGAGACACCGGUUCGAUCCUGACUACAGGUGCAGUCUGUACGGAGUUUGUAGGUUCUCCCUGUGUGGGUUUUCUCCGGGUGCUCCGGUUUCCUCCCACAGUCCAAAGACGUGCAGGUUUGUAGGCUAAUUGGCUUCGGUAAAAAAAGUAAAUCAUCCUUAGUGUGGGUGGGAUAGUGUUAGUGUACGGGAGAUCGCUGGUCGGCACGGAUACUGUGGGCCGAAGGGCCUGUUUCCGCGCAUAUCUCUAUACUAUACUAAACUAAACUAGAAGGAGUUGAUCUCUGGCUAAUGACUGCAGCUCAUGACAACCCUACCUGCCUCCCUCACCCAUUAGACUAUCAGACUUCACACCCUGCAGUAAUAACUUGAUUAGACUUUACUAAUGCCCUUGAAAAUUACAUCAAUGAGAUGUAACCUAUCUCUCCAUGCAUCGUCAGUCUGCUAAGAGUUCAAUACUGGGUUUGAAAAUUUAAGGAAAAGAUAGGAGCAUUGUAAAGAAUCUCUGUAUGAGAGUUGUCUCACUGACAGCAGCUCCCUGCCCACUGACCCAUUCACAAUGGAAUCUUAAAAGAUGUUAACACAUUCUAUAUCUCGCCUUGUUAACUUGCUGUUGUUUGUUACUUGUGUUGAAACAUUGCUAAGAUAUUGACGCUGCAUUCAAGUAUAAGUAGUUAAAGUUAUAUUGAAUAGGUUUCACCUGCUGCAAAUAAAUAACAGAUUCACAGACUUCCUUUAGAAAUGGAAGGGUUACUCCUGAUUGUUAUUAUCCACGUGAAUGAUGAAUGUUUGGGACUGUUCUGGGUAUGUGGGUGUGUUUUUGAUCUUGGAGUUGGUGAAGCAUCGCAGUUUUUUUUUUCGUUGGCAGCUGGCUGUCACAAUGAAUGAGGUAUCCUCACCAUGUUUAAGGUGCUGUAAACCGCAUGGCCAAGAACCACCCCCCUCCCCUCCCCUCUCCCACAGGUGCCUGUUUGCCCGAAGUGGGCGGCACGGUGGCACAGCGGUAGAGUUGCUGCCUUACAACGCCAGAGACCCGGGUUCAAUCCUGACCACUGGUGCUGUCUGUACGGAGUUUGCACGUUCUCCUGGUGACCUGCGUGGGUUUUCCCUGGAUGUUCCGGUUUCCUCCCAUACCCCAAAGACGAACAGGUUUGUAGGCUAAUUGGCUUUGGUAUAAGUGUGAAUUGUCCCUAGUGAGUGUGAGAUAGUGUUAGUGUGCGGGGAAUCACUGGUCGGUGCAGACUCACACUUGUUCCCACGCUGUAUCUCUAAACUAAACUAAGUGGCUUUUAUCAUUUCUUCCUGAGAACCUUAGUAGAGAAUGGUGGGAUGAAAACUCACGAAACUCCAAAUUAAAUACAGGUGGUUCUGGAAAACCACAUCCAACCAGGACAACAUGUUCAGCAAGUGUCACCCACCUAUUUAAGACUCAAAGGUUUAUACAGACACAUGCAAAGAACAUCUCCUCAAUCGGAUGCCAAGGCAGGAGAGCAAGGUUAGAUCAGUGGAAGGCCCAGUGGUUCUACAGGUAGAGCUGCUGCAUCACAGCGCCAGAGACCCGGGUUCGAUGUUGACCUCCCUUGCAGACUGUGUGUGGAGCUAACAGUGACUGCGUGGGUUUCCUCCCACGUCAGAGUUGGCGGGUUAAUGAGUCUGGGUAGAAUCAGUGUGAAAGUGGGAGGUUGAUGGCCGGCAUAGACUUGGUGGGCCGAAGUGCCUGUUUUUGUGCUGCAUCUCUCCCAUCACUCUACGUAGAACUGCCCAGUUUCUGGUUAGUACUGAACACAAGAAGGCAAGUCUGUUCAUUAGUGAAUGUGGCGUCUGCUCUGUUCUCUGCAGCCAGGAGCUACAAAGCCACCAUCCAUCUGCACUGUGUGUUUUAAGCAUUCUCUGUAAGUAUGAAACUUGUACUUUGGAUCAAACAUAGUGAGAGUUACAUCACUGUACUGCAACUGUAAAAAAAAAAAUGUUUUAUGCGUGAUUAUAUGCCAAAUAAAAUAUGUUGUUGCAAAUCCC